Molecule: messenger RNA, 2125 nt
Organism: Clupea harengus (Atlantic herring)
Lineage: Eukaryota; Metazoa; Chordata; Actinopteri; Clupeiformes; Clupeidae
Product: intelectin-like
Molecular function (GO): oligosaccharide binding
Source: RefSeq, a predicted model, not a curated record
GCUCUGCUAACCUUUGACACAUUGCAGCACACAACACUGUCAAACAUGUUGCGAGGUCUUCUCCUGGUGACAUGGCUUACACUGUCAUCACAACCCAUUGAGUGUCGACCAGGUGCUUUCCCUGUUCUUCAGAAUUCAAAUUCCAGUGGUAUCAGUAUCAGCAAUAGGAACACAAAUCACGAACUGCAGAAAAUUCAGAGCAAGUUUGGUUUUGUUGGACGUAGCUGCAGAGAUAUUCUACAGAAAUAUGGUGUUCAAGAAGAUGGUCUGUAUUACCUCACCACCUCCAAUGGUCUAGUGUACCAGAGCUACUGUGACAUGACCACAGCUGGUGGUGGAUGGACACUGGUAGCCAGUGUGCAUGAGAACAACAUGUAUGGGAAAUGCACUGUGGGGGACCGGUGGUCAAGCGAGCAGGGAAGCAAUCCCAACCGCCCUGAUGGAGAGGGGACAUGGGCCAACAUGAACACCUUUGGGAGUCCAGAAGGUGCGACCUCUGAUGACUACAAGAAUCCUGGCUAUUAUGACAUCGUAGCGGAAGAUGUGUCUGUUUGGCAUGUUCCUAACAACGUUCCACUAAAUCACUGGACCAUUGCUCCCAUCCUGCGAUACCACACAGUGACAAGGUUUCUUACACUCAAUGGAGGAAACCUCUACCACCUCUUCAGGCGUUACCCGGUGAGGUAUAACAUUGGAGCAUGUGGCACCAACAAUGGACCGUCUACUCCUGUGGUGUAUGAUUAUGGAAAUGCUGAGACCACAAAAAACCUUUAUGGGCCAAAUCUGAGAAACGAAUUCAUUCCUGGCUUCGUCACAUUCAGGGUGUUUAAUUAUGAGAGGGCAGCAAUGGCCAUGUGUUCUGGAAUCAGACCUACUGGUUGCAACACUGAACACUAUUGCAUUGGUGGCGGGGGACACUUCCCUUUGCAUGAAGGCCGUGUGUGUGGUGACUUCACUGGCUUUGACUGGAAUGGUUAUGGAACACAUGUGGAGUGGAGUGCAUCCAGAGACUUAACUGAAGCUGCUGUUAUGAUCUUCUACCGCUGAGUCAAGAAUGAGGGUCCACAGAUGAACUGUGGCCGGUUCGAUAUUUGGAAAUGCUUAUAAUGGAAAUAGAUAUUUUGAUUUCCUAACUGUUCUGCAUUAAAUAGUAUCACAUAGAUGGUGAAAAUACACACAUUCUCUGUUGAAUAUUGAUAUUGAUAUUUGGUUGAUAUUUACCCCUUUCCUUCUGAGUAUUUUCUUGCUUAGGUCUACUUAAGGUUAAGGGUUGGUCCCCUGCCAAAUAACCCCCUGUUGAGCAUCAGUGCUUUCAUCUGUUAUUUACCUGCUGUAAAAUGUGUAACACUUGUGCUUAAUUAGAUUCAUCUGUUGUCAGUGCUAUACUAAAAGGAUCAAAAAUAUGAUGUAAGAGGAAAUGUAAGACGAAAAAGUCAGGAGCAAGUUAUUCAUUUGAACACUUAUAUAUAUACAUAGACAUACACAUACCUCCGACUUUUAUGAGAAUACCAGCAACUAUUACAUGUAUCAGAAGAGAGGGGUGGUGGUGGGGGGCAGGGCAGGGCACAUUAUAAUACCGUGGUUGUAGAGUGUGGCUUAGAGAUUUCAUCAGAUUCUGUCAGGAUUGUGCUCUGUCUUUGUUUUGUGCUUCCUUGUUCCCGCCAUGUGCUUUCCCGUGUUUGUUUGUUUAUGCCAUGUGCUUCUUUGUUGUUAUCCUGAGCUCCGCCCCCACCUGCCUUCUGCCACGCCCUGUUUUUUUCCGUCACCGUCUACCACACCUGCUUUGUUAAUUAGCCUGGUUGUUUGCCUGAAUAGUUUCUCCUGCGUCUUGUAUAUUCCCCUUGUUUAGUUCACCUAUGUCUUAUUAUCUGGUUCCCCCUUUGGCAUUUAAGUUCAGUCUGUCUUGUGUUUUUUUUGUUGGUUCGUAAGUCUAAAGUCUGAUGAGAGAUUCUGAGUCCUGUUGAUCUGUUAAUGCCCGUAUUCCUUCUCUGCCUUGCUGCUGUGUUUUGAUGUUUUUUGCUCUGCCCGGGUUUGAUUCCUAGUUGGGAUCUGAUGUUUUUUGGAGCUCUUAGUUUUGAUCUUCUGUGCUCUCCCAUUUUUGUAAAUAAAUCCUGAAUUGUCUUUG